This is a messenger RNA of Phalacrocorax carbo (great cormorant), 4746 nucleotides long. The record is from RefSeq and is a predicted model, not a curated record. NCBI's taxonomy places the organism in Eukaryota, Metazoa, Chordata, Aves, Suliformes, Phalacrocoracidae.
CCGCCGGGCCCCGCUGCCUCACCGGGCGGCGCCGCAGGAGGGAAGCGGAGCUGGACAGCGGCCUCCCGCCCCGCCCCGCCCCGCCCCGCCUCACCGCGGCCGCCGCCCCUCCACGGCCACGUUGGGGCCCGGCGCCACCCGGGGGCAAUAUUCCGACGGCGCUUUCUUAAUUGUUUUUUUUUUUUUUUUAUAAAUAACACGAGUGUUGGUUUGGGUUUGGGUUUUGUUUUGGUUAUUUUCGUCUGUUAAACAGCAGCCCGCUGUCCGGCGGUGGCGCGGAGCUCAGCGUAGCGGUGCGGUGCGGUGCGGGAGGGUACCGCGGGGCCGCCCCAGGUGGCGGCGUGCUCCCCUCUCCACAACAUGGCGGGCGCAGAGCCCUUCGCGGCGGUGCUGGCCGCCCUGCGCGGGUGCUACGCCGAGACCGCCCCGCUGGAGACCUUCAUCCGGCGGCUGCGGGAGAGCGGUGCUGGGGAGGCCGAGGUGCUGCGGGGCGAUGACGCCCCCUGCUACCGGACCUUCGUGGGCCAGUGCCUGGUGUGCGUCCCCCGCGGGGCCCGCGCCAUCCCCCGGCCCUUCACCUUCCAGCAGUUAUCCAGCCAGAGUGAAGUCCUCAUGAGAGUUGUUCAGAGACUGUGCAAAAAAAGAAAGAAGAAUGUCCUCGCAUAUGGAUACUCCUUACUGGAUGAAAACAGCUCUCAUUUCCAAAUCAUGCCGUCUUCAAAUAUAUACAGCUACCUACCCAAUACUGCAACAGAAACCAUUCGUAUCAGCGGCCUCUGGGAAACACUGCUGAGCAGGAUAGGGGAUGAUGUGAUGAUGUAUUUAUUGGAACACUGUGCAAUCUUUAUGCUGGUUCCCCCUAGUAAUUGUUACCAAGUUUGUGGGCAGCCAGUGUAUGAACUUAUUUCGCAUAAUGUAGACUCAUCCCCGGUAUUUGUUAAACAAAGGUUUUCAAAGCAUAGACGUAGUAGCUUGCUUGACUAUAUGCAAAAAAGGCUUAUGUUUCAUAGACAGUAUCUUUCAAAAGCACGUUGGUGGAAAUGCAGGCAAGGACUUGAAGCAAAUGUCUCCAGCAUGGCAAAUAAAAAUAACAAGACACAAAGCUUAAUGUCCAGUUCCCAGUAUUCUGCAAAAGCUGUUUCUAAAGCAAGCAAAGAGAUCAGAGUGGUAACUGAACAUCUGGAAAAACAGAGUAGCUCCAGUUUAUAUUUGUCAGCUACGGCACCAUCUUUAAAAAGGAAGUUUGAUAGGGAACAACUUGAGAUUCCAGCCAAGAGAGCAAAAGUAGAGGAGAAAGAGAGAGAGGAAAAGGCUUGUAAUAUCACUCCUGAUGUAAACCAAAGUAGUUCCAAGAGAUACAGAACUGGGUAUGUAGCAUCACAUUCUGUAAGUCUCAUUAAAGAAAAGCGCGUUUCUCAAAGAAGUAACAGUGAUAUGUCUGGUCCUUCUUUAGUUCACGCGUCUCAUGACAGCAAGAAGUUCGUGGCAGGUGAAAGCUCUUCUCUGCGAGGAGUUCAGAGUGACAAACCUUUAAAGUCCAGCAUUGAAAUGCAAGCAGAAUCCUAUAGGAAAGGAGUAGAAAUGCAUAUGUGUAAAUCUCAGUUGGAUUCUGUACAAAUCAAACCCAUGGAGGGUAUUUCUUCAGAAUGCAGAAAGCGGGAAAGUCCCCUAGCUCAUUUGGCAAAGAAGUUACCAAACACGCUCUUGCGUUCUGCAGUGUACAUUGACAGGAAGUUUCUUCUGUAUUCCCGCAGGAGUUUCCAGGAAUGUUUUCCUAAAUCCUUUUUAUUGAAUCGCUUGCAGGGCUGUCAGGCAGGUGGAAGACGGCUUAUAGAAACUAUAUUCUUAAGCCAAAAUCUGUUGCAGCAAAAACACAGCCAAAGUCUGCCACAUCACAUCUGGAGAAAGAAGAGGUUGCCCAAACGCUACUGGCAAAUGAGACCCACAUUUCAGAAACUGUUAAAGAACCAUGGAAAGUGCCCUUACUUAGUUCUCUUGAAAAAAAAUUGCCCUGUCUGGAUAUCUGAAACCAGUGUGAGAAAAACUGAGCUGCCUUGUCAGGCAGCCUUGCCUGGGGAAGCAGAGGUUCACAAGCAAGCAGAACAGUUUGGGAAAGAGCCUGCUAAGUGUGUGACGAGCAGCAGAUGUAAAUCUGGUCAUGCUGAUGGUCCAGACAACUCAGGCACUCCUCUCGCAAAAUCUGUGCACGGGGAGUCACAGAGUGAGGAGCAAAACCCAGGAGAGGUGUGUGAUUCAGCCCUCGGGGAGCUCCUCAAGCAGCACAGCAGCCACUGGCAGGUGUACAUCUUUGUGAGGGAGUGCCUGGAGCGGGUCAUCCCUGCUGAGCUUUGGGGUUCAAACCAUAACAAGUGUCGGUUCUUAAAAAAUGUGAAAGCGUUCAUUUCCAUGGGGAAGUUUGGUAAGCUUUCAUUGCAGGAGUUGAUGUGGAAGAUGAGAGUGAAUGACUGCCUGUGGCUUCGUCUAGUCAAAGGUGAUCACUUUGUUCCUGCCUAUGAACAUUGUUUCCGUGAAGACCUUUUGGCUAAAUUCCUAUACUGGCUGAUGGAUACCUAUGUUGUUGAGUUGCUCAGAUCAUUUUUCUAUAUCACCGAGACCAUGUUCCAGAAAAACAUGCUUUUCUACUACCGAAAAUUUAUUUGGGGCAAGUUACAGAACAUUGGAAUUAGAAACCAUUUUGCCAAAGUACAUCUACGUGCUUUAUCUUCAGAGGAGAUCAAAGCUGUCCAUCAAAAAAAAAAUGUUCCUAUGGCAUUAAAGCUCCGGUUCAUUCCCAAAGCGAAUGGGUUAAGACCCAUAGUAAAAGUGAGCGGUGUUGUUGAAGCACAAGCAUUCAGCAGGGAAAGCAGAGAAAAGAAGGCUUGCCAACUGUGUCUGGUUGUGGUGGGCGUUGGCCAUCUGUGGGAGCAGAAGGACAGAAAUCUGAAAAAUACUCAGUAUUUUGAACUAAUGCAUCACUACAACACUCGACUGAAAAAUCUAUUUAGUGUGUUAAAUUAUGAACGGACUAUAAACACCAGUUUUAUCGGCUCUUCAGUGUUUGGGAAAGAUGAUAUCUACAAGACAUGGAAGAAGUUUGUUACAAAGGUUCUUGAAUCAGAUGGUGAAAUUCCUCAUUUCUACUGUGUAAAGGCUGAUGUGUCCAGGGCUUAUGAUACCAUUCCUCACAAUAAGCUUGUGGAAGUGAUUUCACGGAUAUUAAACCCUGAGAAAAGAACUGUCUACUGCAUACGGCGCUAUGCUGUGAUUAUGAUUACCACAAGUGGAAAAGCCCGGAGGUUAUAUAGGAGACAUGUUUCUACUUUCAAGGAUUUUAUGCCAGAUAUGAAGCAGUUUGUGUCCCAGCUUCAGGAGAACGCCUCGUUGCAAAAUGCAAUAAUAGUUGAACAGAGCUUAACUUUCAAUGAGACAAGUUCCACCCUGUUUACUUUUUUUCUUCAAAUGAUACAUAACAACAUCCUGGAGAUUGGGAGCAGGUACUACUUACAGUGUUGUGGAAUUCCACAGGGCUCCAUUUUGUCAACCUUACUUUGCAGCUUAUGCUAUGGGGACAUGGAAAACAAAUUGCUCUGUGGAGUACAGCAGGAUGGAGUCCUAAUACGUCUCAUUGAUGACUUUUUGCUGGUUACGCCACAUUUAAUGCAGGCAAGAACUUUUCUAAGGACUCUAGCAACAGGUAUUCCUGAGUAUGGCUUUUUAAUAAACCCCAAUAAGACAGUCGUGAAUUUUCCUGUUGAUGAUAUCCCAGGAUGUUCCAAAUUUAAACAGCUGCCAGAUUGUCGUUUGAUCCCGUGGUGUGGUUUGUUAUUAGAUGUACAGACACUUGAGGUUUACUGCGAUUACUCCAGUUAUACCCGUACUUCUAUCAGAUCAAGUCUUUCCUUCAAUUCAAGUAGAACAGCUGGGAAAAACAUGAGAUACAAAUUGAUUACAGUCCUCAAACUGAAAUGCCACUGUUUAUUUCUUGAUUUACAGAUCAAUAGUCUUAGAACAGUUUUCAUUAACAUCUACAAGAUAUUUUUACUUCAGGCUUACAGGUUCCACGCCUGUGUUCUGCAACUUCCCUUCAACCAGAAAGUUAGAAACAAUCCUUAUUUCUUCCUAAGGAUCAUCUCUGAAACGGCAUCAUGCUGCUAUGGUAUCCUGAAAGCAAAAAAUGCAGGGGUUGCUUUAGGUAACAAAGGUGCAUCUGGCGUGUUCCCUUCUGAGGCAGCAGAAUGGCUCUGCUAUCAUGCCUUCACUGUCAAACUGUCAAACCACAAAGUUGUUUACAAAUGCCUGCUUAAGCCCCUAAAAAUCUGUAAGAUGCAGCUAUUCAGGAAGAUCCCAAAGGAUACUAUGGCGCUACUGAAGGCAGUGACAGAACCAUCUCUUUGUCAAGAUUUCAAAGCUAUCCUGGACUAACUGACUGAGGUUUAUUGCAUAAUUUUUCCAGGUUUUAAAAUAAAUGCUGUGUCUUUAGAUGACUUUCUCUGUAGUUUAUUUUGGUAGAGUGGACUGAAAGCAACUUCACUCAGAUACCACACAAGGACCUAAAAAAAGCAAUUUUGUUAAUAGCUUCUUGUUUGUAGUUGCCUGUAAGUUCACAGGCUAUUUGAAGUAAUUGACUUGGUUUCCUUCAGUAAGUCAUGUCGUCUUGAUGAAGACAUCAUUGUACUAUGUUCUGUACAAACAGAUCUACUUUCUUGUUUCAGCGUGUUGUUUCUUCAACAUGUUCUUUGCUUCUCU